ACAACAACAACAACAAUGUCAACACAUACACUCACACAAGUCAUUCCAAUGAAUGCUGAUACUUUCUAUGCCAUUACAGAGUCGACAGAGUUUGAUCAGUUCCAGAUACCUAUGAUGGGUCUAAACUCUAUUGAAUUAAAAGAGGAGAGAGAAGAUGACAACUAUAUAUCAAGAAAGGUGAUUGUUAAACCAAAGACAAGCAUUCCAUCAUUCUUGCUUAAGUUCUCCAGUGGUACAUCAGAGAUAUCAUACGUUGACACCCAGAUCAAGUCAAAGCAAAAGAGAGAGAUUAUAAUCAAGACCAUCCCACCUUUAAUGUCAGAGAAUAUUUGUAUUGAAGGAGUUAUCAAUGUAGAGCCACUGGAUGACAAUACAUGCCUUAAGGUAUUGCGUGUAACACUCAGUUUCUCUGGAUCUCUUUAUUGGAUUUCAUCCAUUAUCGAGAGUAAUAUCAUUGCUGAGCUGAAGAAGUCUUUGGAGCAGCUUCCAAACGUUGUAAAUGCCUACAAACGUCAUAUGGAGGAGAAGGGACUUCCCCUGCCAGUUUUCAAGCCAGCCGCACUCAAAUCGUCGUACAGCAGCGGCAGCAGCGAACAUAGAAUCAACCAGAGCAGUGUUCUGGGUGAUUCGGGUACGUCAACAGUGUUGACUGAGCCCAUGGCCCAGUUG
This is a messenger RNA of Acytostelium subglobosum LB1, 669 nucleotides long. RefSeq lists its product as hypothetical. NCBI's taxonomy places the organism in Eukaryota, Evosea, Eumycetozoa, Acytosteliales, Acytosteliaceae. The transcript has 3 exons. The annotation marks the transcript as partial. The record is from RefSeq and is a predicted model, not a curated record.